AUGGCUGCUGAGCGGUCGGGACUGAUCUGCCCAAAGGGGCUUUUAGAUGAGCGGCUCGAUCAACUUCUUCGACAGUUCUGGGAAGUGGAAACCUGCACCGAUCCGAUUGUGAAGGCGUCAAAGGAAGAACUGGAUUGCGAGAGUCACUUUGUUAAAAACUUCGCUCUACGUCGAUUCCAGUCGUUAGAGAGGAAACUGUCUCAUCACCCCGAACUGCGCACUCAGUAUUCGGCCUUCAUAAAGGAGUAUCUUAACCUAGGUCAUAUGUCCCUGGUUCCGCCGGAGUUGCAUCAAGACUGCAAACAUUUUCUGCCACAUCACUGUGUGCUAAAGAAGGACAGCACCAUGACGAAACUUAGUGUGGUGUUCGACGGUUCCGCUGUUACCACCUCCGAUCAGCUGCUGCUUUCGUUUUCUUCACUUCAGUCCACUUCGAAGACGUCUCGACGUUCUGUCCUGUCAUCAAUAGCGCGGUUAUACGAUCCGCUGGGCCUUGUUGGUCCAGUGGUUACUAAAGCAAAAAUAUUCUUGCAGAAGCUGUGCCGAGAGCAUCUUUCUUGGGAUGAAAGCUUACCUCAGGGUUUUUACACCGAGUGGCAGGAUAUCUGCCGGAGCUUCAGUCACGCCCAACGUGCAGAAUUUCCUCGGCUGGCACUUACGUCUGGAGCACUUUUGGAGAUUCAUGGAUUUUGUGACGCCAGCAUUGAAGCCUACGGAGCAUGUGUCUACAUAGUUUUCAGGUCGCCAGGGGCUGAGAGCCGCCUUCUAUGUGCGAAAUCUCGAGUAUCGCCUCUUAAGACGUUAACUGUGCCGAAGUUGGAGCUGGCUGGAGCUGAGUUGUUGUCGAGAAUGAUGGCAGAGGUUCAUAGUCUAGGCGCUUACAGAGGAAAGUAUUUUUGUUGGUGCGACUCUUCAACCGUGUUAUCGUGGAUUCGGGAGGAGCCAAACAUCCAAAAUCUGACGAAUUCCAUGGAGUGGCGAUAUGUGCCUACGUUGGAAAAUCCAGCAGAUAUCUUGUCUCGUGGAGCCCUUCCUACUGAGUUGAUCGGAUCCAGACUAUGGUGUCAGGGUCCGCCGUAUCUGUUAAAGACACAGGAGCACUGGCCUGUGACGGUAGUAGUCGAAAAGCCAGCGUUAGAGCCUCGCCCUUCAGUUUUAUUGCUCUUCAGCGAGUGUUUGCUUACGUCUAUAAGUUUGGCAGACGGGGUUCGGCAUAAAGGAAUUACCGUUCAUGAUCUCAAGGCGGGUACUCGCAUGCUUUUGUGGGCAGUUCAGCGCGCUAAUUUGGGUGAUGAAAUGAGGACGUUGCAAACAAAGGGAAUGGUUGCCUCCUCCAGUUCGCUGGCUUCGUUAUCCCCCUUUUUGGAUCAGUUUGGAUUGUUUCGAGUAGACGGGCGUCUCAAGAAUUCAUCCUUGGAUUACGAUGGUCGUCACCCAGUAAUUUUGCCCAGGAGCCAUCCGGUAACGCGAAGUUUAAUCCUUAGCUUUCAUGAGCGCAACCUGCACGCUGUACCUCGAUCGUUAUUGGCGAUGAUACGUUCUCAGUAUUGGCCGAUUGGGGGGAGAAAAACUGUGCUCAAGGCGACAAAUAAAUGUGUGAGAUGCUUUCGGAUGAAACCUCGUUUGUUGGAGCAUGUAAUGGGCGAUCUUCCGAAGGAGAGUGUGGAAGGUUAUCAAGUCUUCGAUGUAACCGGCAUCGAUUUUUGCGGUCCUUUCUUCUAUAAGUCGGAGGUUCGCAACAAGGCUCCCAUAAAAUGUUACAUUAGCGUCUUCAUUUGUUUCACGACAAAGGCCGUCCAUUUAGAGCUGAUCUGGUCCGACAACGCCACCAAUUUCGUUGGAGCCAAAAAUCAGUUGAGCGAAUUAAAGAGACUAUUUCUUAGCGACGAGCACCAGAGAUCUGUCUUGGAUUUUUGCCUUCCAGAAUCCAUCGAGUGGAAGUUUAUCCCUCCCCGUUCUCCCCACUUUGGCGGCUUGUGGGAAGCUGCUGUUAAGACCGCCAUGUAUCAUUUUUAUAGAGUCGUGGGCUCGGCUGUACUAAAAGCCGACGAUUUGCAGACGCUUUUGUACAAUAUUGGUGCAGUGAUUAAUUCCAGUAGACAGUAG
This is a messenger RNA of Drosophila ananassae, 2106 nucleotides long. RefSeq lists its product as uncharacterized. Gene Ontology annotation, biological process: DNA integration. The coding region runs from base 1 to 2106 and encodes 701 amino acids. The transcript is spliced from 5 exons. Gene Ontology annotation, molecular function: nucleic acid binding. The record is from RefSeq and is a predicted model, not a curated record. NCBI's taxonomy places the organism in Eukaryota, Metazoa, Arthropoda, Insecta, Diptera, Drosophilidae.